Venustampulla echinocandica is the source of this 1086-nucleotide messenger RNA. RefSeq names its product Carbohydrate esterase family 16 protein. The record is from RefSeq and is a predicted model, not a curated record. Lineage: Eukaryota; Fungi; Ascomycota; Leotiomycetes; Helotiales; Pleuroascaceae. Gene Ontology annotation, molecular function: hydrolase activity, acting on ester bonds. The transcript has 3 exons. Bases 1 to 1086 code for a protein of 361 amino acids.
AUGCUUCGUUUUACAGUGUUGUUGCUCCAGGCAACGUCCGCUGUUCUUGCUACUGCUACGCCCCGUGGUGGCCAUCAUGGCGGCAACUCCCCAUGGGUUCCGCGUUUCAAGAACUUGGUAGCUUUUGGAGACAGUUACACAGAUGAGAGCCGACUGGGAUAUUUUUUUGAGCACAAUGGAACAGCCCCACCGCCAGGGCUUCUUCUUCCUUUUGCCCCAGUGACCCCAGGUGGUGGCAUCACCUGGGCUCGACGGGUCGCUGAAUAUACAAGUGCAACGCUCUAUGAUUAUGCGGUUUCUGGGGCAGUCUGUGACAACAAAAUCAUCUCGCGAUGGCUGGCAGGCACAUCUCAGAUGUUUCCCGACGUGGUGUACGAAGUCGAUGCGUUCAUAGCCGACACCAAAUACAUCAAUGCGUCGACGAAGACGAACACCCUGUACACUGAUCGGAAACCGGAUAACACCGUGUAUUCGAUGUGGAUUGGGACUAAUGAUCUUGGAAACGGCGCUUUCCUCACGGAUAGCAGUUUGAAGGAGACAUCCAUUCCAGAUUACGUCGAUUGCAUCUUUGACCGAUUCGACUCGAUAUAUAAGGCUGGUGGCAGAUAUUUUGUAUUGAUGAACAAUGCACCAUUACAACUUGCACCGUUAUAUGGAAUGCCUCCCACAGGCUUGACUGAAAGUCAUUACUGGACAGACAAACCAGCAAAUAUCACCGAAGUCAGUGGCAAGAUGAAACAAUACACCAAGCUCGCCAACUCCAUCUUCGACUACCGGACUCCCUACGAAUUACUCGUCGCCAAACGCUACCCAGGCGCGUCGUUCGCGAUCUUCGAUGUCAACUCCUUGAUGACGGAUAUUUACAACAAGCCGUCCGAGUAUCUUCAGGCGCCAGCGAAUGUCACCCACGCAUAUUCCUUCUGUGACAUAACAGGGGCGAACUGCGUAACGGAGCCAGGAACAGAGCUGAACCAGUUCAUGUGGUUUGAUGAGCUGCAUCCUUCGGCGAAGGUAGAUGAGGUUAUUGGGCAAGAGUUUGUGAAGAUAGUUAAGGGGACAUCUGAUUAUACCACGUAUUGGCCAUAG